Molecule: messenger RNA, 336 nt
Organism: Penicillium concentricum
Lineage: Eukaryota; Fungi; Ascomycota; Eurotiomycetes; Eurotiales; Aspergillaceae
Exons: 2
Coding region: 1-336 (111 amino acids)
Source: RefSeq, a predicted model, not a curated record
AUGGGAGAAGCGUCCUAUUGCUGGACUGCGAGUUAUUGUCUUGGUCUCCUAGCCUGGGAUGGCAAGACGACUCCCACUCAGGCAAGUGCCUGGACUAAGACAAAUGGAUGUGUGCUAGGUUCGGCGAAUAGUAACUAUGGAACUGGGAGCAAUGGAUUCUUCCAAAGUCCGGAUGGUUCACAGACUUGCGUUGUGUAUCAUGCCACUACAUCGAGCUCUGGCGCCUGCGAUGAUAGCAGGUAUACUAUGAUCCAAUUGCUGGGAUCGCAUAGCGAUGGCAGUCCGAACUUUGGGGUUCCAGUUCCUUGGUCACAUGCCUACAGUGAGCCGAGCUGA